AGGGGUAGGCCGCUGGUUUCCGCUUCCGGCUCCGGAGAUGCUGCUGUUCUGUCCGACCUGCGGGAACGUCCUGAUCGUGGAGGAGGGACAGAAAUGUUACCGCUUCGCGUGUAACACCUGCCCGUAUGUUCACAACAUCACCCGGAAGGUAACAAACAGAAAAUAUCCCAAGCUGAAAGAAGUUGAUGAUGUGUUAGGUGGAGCUGCUGCUUGGGAAAAUGUUGACUCUACCGCAGAAACCUGUCCCAAAUGUGAACACCCUAGAGCAUAUUUCAUGCAAAUACAAACCAGGUCUGCAGAUGAACCCAUGACUACAUUUUACAAGUGCUGCAAUCCAGACUGUGGACAUCGAUGGAGGGACUAAGUUUUAUACAUGCUGAAUCCUAACAUUUGUGAACUGAAGAUAUUUUGAAUGAUGUAUAUUAUACUCAAAUUAUUGGAUUUGUAACUGUGAUUAACAGCUGUAUUUGAUUUGCUUUUCUCAAGCUUUAAUUCAGUUGCUAUGAAAAUUUGUAAACUAGCAUUGUAGGAGAUUACUACCAAUGAUUUCAGAAUUUAUUAAAAUAAAAUUGAUUGCU
Messenger RNA from Hemiscyllium ocellatum (epaulette shark), 578 nucleotides. It is a transcript of the gene polr3k, whose product is annotated as polymerase (RNA) III (DNA directed) polypeptide K. The record is from RefSeq and is a predicted model, not a curated record. The transcript has 3 exons. NCBI's taxonomy places the organism in Eukaryota, Metazoa, Chordata, Chondrichthyes, Orectolobiformes, Hemiscylliidae. Gene Ontology annotation, biological process: termination of RNA polymerase III transcription; DNA-templated transcription. Bases 38 to 364 code for a protein of 108 amino acids. Gene Ontology annotation, cellular component: RNA polymerase III complex. Gene Ontology annotation, molecular function: zinc ion binding; nucleic acid binding; DNA-directed RNA polymerase activity.